GGGCGAGUGAGUGGCGAAAUGUCAGCAGAGCAUUUCUUUUUUGCGUUUCCCUCAUUUUUAACAAAUAAUAUUUAACAUUUAUUAUACAUGUACUUAAAAAAUUUUAAUCAAAAUAUAAAGUUUAUAUGUUGAACUUCUUUGUGUGUUAUAUUUUGAUACAAACAAUUGAGUUAAUAUAAAGCAAAAAGUGCCGUGAAUAGUUUGCCAAAUAAGCCUGUGAUUGAUGCAGUACAUAUAGUGAAAGAGAAAAUCAGGAUAUUUACAUAAAAAUGUCGUUGCCAGAAAGCAAAAGAAGCUAUCACUUUGACAAGCGGUAAACACAAAAAAGCUAUCAACGCAAUGAUUGUUGUAUUAAUUUAGCCAGGGGCCAGUUGUUCGCAGUUUGCAAGUUUUUGACGUGCUUCCGCCUCAAUAAUCUAAAAAUGUAACUAAAACUCAAUUUACCAGGAAAACAUAGAACCACCAAAGAAAACGAACCGAGAGGAACAUUAAUUGACAUUUUGAAUAAAGCAACGGUGUACUGGUAUCUAAAAAAACAAAUUGGAACUUUGAAGCAAUAAAUGUAAAAGAAUGGCAGAUAUACAAACAACUAUAUUAACAAAUACAACAGCAUUGCCUCCUAUAACAACAUCCAAUCCAACAAUGAAUACAACAGCUGCUAUACCUACAACAGCAUCGUCCAAAGCACUCAAACGCUGUCUCAGCGUUCCAAUAAUACAUACACCAACUACAAUUGGUACGAUGACAACACGCUCAGCAGCUGCGGCGGCAGCUGCCAUGUGCUACCGCAAUAUUGUUAAUAAAAACACUGAAACUAUUACCGAGACUCCAAAGAAAUUAAAUCAUACCACAGCUGAGAGCUGUUCCAUAAACAGUACAGGUGCAAACCAUUACAGCUUAGGCAUACCACGUUCAAAUCCUUCUUCAAGAGAGGUUUCACCUGCUCCAGUUUUCAAUAUUUUUGCGCCCCGUGCUCGACGUUACUCAGCUAGUUACAGUCCGUUGUGUGCCACAGCGGGUAUUACUGGCUCUUCAACUGGCGCACCGCUUUGUAUAACACCCCGUGUUUCGCAAUUACGCCAGGAGGAAUGUAUUGAUAUAAAUAGCCGUGAAGUGAAUCAUGAGCGGGAAGUUCAUAGUGCCAUGCAAAUGUCACAAAGUUGGGAGGAUCUCACAUUAGUCGCAGAAAACUGGUCAUGUAAAUCUGAUGAAUUUAGCAAUCCAUUGCAAGUUGUUUUACCAUCUGGUGUGUCAAGUUGUUCAAGCCCAAGCCCGACAAGUAAUCGUGCUGGUUUACGUCUUCCUUACGGUUUGUCUCCAUCGCCAACGCGCCGCACAUUUGCCACAAGACGUUCAAUGUCACCUAUAGCUAUGCGACCCUCCCAGUUAGGUCCUGUAAAAAGAAAAUUUGAAUUAGAUGAUAAUAACAGCAACUGGAAUGUUUACAAUACACCUCCGCCUUUAAAAAAAAUAUUCACAGAGAGUCGUGGCUCUUCACCAAUAUGUCAAUCGCCAUCAUCAGUCUGUCCCAGUCCUGACUCAGGCACCUAUGAUGGACGCACAACACCAAAACUUUUCAUUUCUAAAUUAUGUGCUAUUAACAAUAAUUCUACAUGUUCGUCACCUAUGUCUUCUUCUCCAAGCAGUGCUCUCAACCCAAAUGAUAUAAUAGUUAAUUCUGCGCUGUGUUCGUCGAUAUCUUCUUCAUCAUCUUCGUCAUCAUCAGCAUCAACUACAUCAUCAGUAUCAACACCAACCAAUAAUAAUAUCGACGAAGGUAUAUCUAUCUCAGAACCAGAUGAAAAAUGUACCAUAACUAUAACACAGCCUAUGUGUACAGAUGUGCAAGACGAAACCACACUAUUAGAAGAUAUUAAAAAUGAGGUUUCGUCCUCCGAUGGCUGUUCCGACAUUAAUAUAGAAACGUCAUGUGAUAUCGAUAUGUCGAAGACUGAAGUCAAUUUCUUUAACAAAGUGAACACAACAGAAAUUGGACAAAUAAUUUACAGUGUUGACGAACACGACAGUAAAAACAAUGUAAGCAAUUCCGUUGUAGUAAGGACAACAUCAAGUAGUAAUAGUGGCGAACCAAUGGAUGCCAUUAAUGUUACUAGUACUACAAAUAGUGACAUUUCUCCUACCGGUGUAUUAACCAGCACUGCACAAGCAAAGGCGAUGGGCACGAAAUCAAUAGAAAGCGCCAUUCUUAGUAAAAACUUAUAAACUCAAACUUAAAAAAAGUCGUAAGUCUUAACUCAUAAUUGAUAAUGGAAUGUUGAAUACUACACCCGCGCCAAGUAUUUUCGUAUGUAAAUAUGAAUUAAAUUGGGAUUAUUAUAUUAAUGAAAAGCAGACUUAUGCGUGCAGGGUAUAUAUAUUAGAUUAGUUUCAAUUUUAUAAUUCAUCUCUUAUUAAGUUAUUUCAUUUAUAUUUAUAACAUAUUCAUACAAAUUCAAAUUAUUUAAACAAAAAAAAAUAUAUAUAUGAAGAAAAUGUAAAUCUCCAGUUUCGGCGAGCUUUAGAAUUUUCCAAUUAAUCGGAUAUGACAAUUUUGAACUGUUGUACAGCUAGGAUUUGAUUUUGAAGAUCUUAAUAACUUAAAAUAUUAAAAUAUAUAAAAAAAUAUU
Messenger RNA from Teleopsis dalmanni, 2627 nucleotides. RefSeq names its product mucin-5AC. Gene Ontology annotation, molecular function: protein serine/threonine phosphatase inhibitor activity. The record is from RefSeq and is a predicted model, not a curated record. The transcript is spliced from 5 exons. Lineage: Eukaryota; Metazoa; Arthropoda; Insecta; Diptera; Diopsidae. Bases 571 to 2223 code for a protein of 550 amino acids.